UCAUAUCUACACACAAAACCUAGUCUCAUCACCAAUCCUCCUCCCUUUCCAAAGCUUAUCUGCUAUACUAUACCCCCAAAAAAUACAAAAACAUUUCAAAAAUGUUGAAAUCUGUGGUGAAUUUGAGAGAGAAAAAACAACAGCAACAGAAAAACCAGGUGGUGAAGAAACCUGAUCGAGCAACUUCAAGAAAGGGGUGCAUGAGAGGGAAAGGAGGUCCAGAGAACGCUUCCUGCACUUACAAAGGGGUCCGGCAGCGGACUUGGGGUAAAUGGGUUGCCGAAAUCCGUGAGCCAAACCGCGGAUCCCGGGUUUGGCUAGGCACCUUCGACACCUCCCUUGAAGCCGCCAUGGCUUAUGACUCGGCGGCCCGUAGACUCUACGGUCCAGGCGCCAACCUCAACUUGCCGGAACUCUAUGCCGCUACGACUCGGUUUUCAAUUUCUGGCACCAAUAUCCCAAUCAACCCCCAUCAAGAAAGCUCGGACUUGAGCAGUGCAGGUUCAUCGGAGAGCCAUUUGUCAGGACUCACCGAUGAAUCUGUAUCUACUGUUGCUGCUACGAGCUUUCCUGGUGGGGAUAUGGGUGUUGAGUCUCGGAAUAAGAGGAGAGUUGGCCGAGAGGAAAGGGGAGAUGAUGGAUUCUGGGGGAAUCUGAAUGCUGAGUUGCCGGAGUUUGAUGACUCGGCUAUGUGGGCAGAGGCGACAGCGACGAUGGAUUUUCAGGUGAUGGCAGGGCCGGGGACUUCUGUCGGAGACUUUGAGGAUGGGAAGGGAUGGGAAGCCAUACAGUACCCUUCGUGGCACUGA
This is a messenger RNA of Camellia sinensis, 809 nucleotides long. RefSeq names its product dehydration-responsive element-binding protein 2D-like. Gene Ontology annotation, biological process: positive regulation of DNA-templated transcription; response to stress. Gene Ontology annotation, molecular function: DNA-binding transcription factor activity; transcription cis-regulatory region binding. Gene Ontology annotation, cellular component: nucleus. Lineage: Eukaryota; Viridiplantae; Streptophyta; Magnoliopsida; Ericales; Theaceae. The record is from RefSeq and is a predicted model, not a curated record.